GCUGGAAAUCGAGCUCUCUCAUGCGUUCUGGUCCGAUGGGUGGUUGGGAAAGAAUGCUGGUGUUGCGGAAUCGAAUUCUGACUACUGGGGAGACGUAUAGUUGAUGGGAACUGAUGAACUUUCUCACAGGAGGGAUGAUCGGUGUCUCUCAAAGAUGACGGACUAUGAAAUUAGACAUUCGACUGAAUGAUAAAACCCCGUAGAUUGAUCAGUUUUGAUAGGUCGAGAAAGCAAAGAAUUCUGGAUCAUCGUUGCAAAGAUUGUGCAGGGUAUCGGACGAGAAGUCAUGGAUGGGCCGGAAUUAAAGGUUAAUGUCCGAACCCUAGACGGAAGAAGUAUGACCGUUGCGGUUGCUAAUGGUCAGACGGUGAAAAUUUUAAGGGAUAUAUUAAAGGAAUCGUUGGCCACCGCAGGCGAUUGUCAGAAUUUUCAUCUAUUUUUGAAGGGCCAAAAGUUGAACUUAGAGGAUAAGUUAGAGCAUGCCUUGAUCAGAUCUGAAGAUUUUAUAGUUCUCAUGCCCUAUAGAAAGAAAAAACAAUCUUUAACUGAUGUCAGCACAUGGCAGAGUUAUCCAUCUCAUGAAACAGGGGGGAAUGAGACACAUCCUGGUUGUUCAACAAAAACUAGGACACAUUUAAAAUGGAGUAGCUCCAGUGCCAGUUCCAGUGCUGCUGAGGGCAGAUCUACAAACAUGAUUUGCAACUCUAAGCCGGAGGACACUCAAAUUAGAUCCUUUACAGAGGCUGCUUGGUCUGAUAUAGUGUCUGAUCUUUCAUCUGUCUCAGAGAUUAUGCGGGACUCCUCCAAUGUCGAUAUACCUUUGAAGAAGAAAGGUUCAUCAACGAGAGUAAGCCUUAGAAAUGAGGACUUGCUGAGAUUUUUUGGCCUAGUGGAUGCAAAUUCAUCUAGAAGGUCAAAUCAUUCCAGCAGUAAUGAUCUUGGAUCAUGUGUUUCUGAAGCUGUUGACAUUCCAUGUCCUUUAAGCCCCUGGUGUGCCAUCAAAGACAAGUGUUAUGAGCAGUUUUAUCAAAUCAUAGAGUCUGUAAAUUGCUUGUUGGAUUUACAAACAGGGAGCUGCUUGCUGUUUCAGGAAUUUGGCAAAGCAUCCUUUAUGGCAACUAAUCUUUCUAAGGUGGAUGGAAUUGCAUGCUCUGAUGAAAGAAGUCAAUGCAUUUGCCCUUCAUGGUUGAAGAAAGUCCUCAAGGUGUUCACUUUUUUAAACAUUAUAUAUGCUUAUCUUCAGAUAAGCAACAUGAAGGUUGCUUGGUCUAGUGUGGAGGAGUUACUUAGAAGUAUUAAGAUUUUUGACACGGAGCUUAUCACUGUUAGUGAUAUAGAGGACCUUUCAGUUCUUUGCCCAAAGACAGUUCAGCUUAAUGCUAGAGAAGGCCAUAUGGACGAAUCAGACAUUCCUAUCAAUAUCGUUGAUCCAGAUAUCAUGGUUAUGGAUAGCCUUGGCAUGAGAAUUGCCAAGAAGCAGAUUUUUGGUCAGGCUAUUGUAGAUAUUAUAAUGAAUCGGCAACACAAUUUUGAAAAAGAGAUUUGGAGGAUUGUCAAGGAUUUUUGGGUAUCAAAAGCAUCUAUAACAGGCUCAUCUCAUUCUUUGACGCUGGAUGAUGUUCUCAUUUUUGUGAAAGAAGGAAACAAUGUUACCAUGAAGACUAAGAAACUGAAACGUACAAGGGAGAGCAAAACCCCUACAAGAAAUUCACAGUGCAAGGACAGACAUCAGAUGCUACCAGAAAAAAUGCUUGAACAUCUAAGAGAGGGAAUCGGCUCUCAUGAACAGAUUGUCCAUGUGGAAUAUAUUAGGUCCAGAACAGCCAUGCAUGUAGAGAUUCCAAACAAUCUCUUGAGUACUACACGAGCCGCACUUAGAAAGAUGGGGAUAUCUAGAUUAUAUAGUCAUCAGGAGGAAUCAAUACGCUAUUCACUUUCCGGUAAGAAUGUCGUUGUGUCAACCUCAACUGCUAGUGGGAAAUCCCUGUGCUACAACGUGCCAGUUCUGGAAGCACUGUCUCAAGACUUAACAUCAUGUGCUAUAUAUAUAUUUCCGACAAAGGCCUUGGCUCAAGACCAGUUGCGUGUGUUGUUAGAAAUAACAGGAUAUGCUGAGGUUGGUUUAGACAUUGGAGUUUAUGAUGGUGACACUUCUCAAGCUGAUCGAUCAUGGAGCCAUGCCAACGCUAGACUAUUGAUUACAAAUCCAGAUAUGUUGCACAAAUCAAUUUUGCCAUUUCAUUUUCAAUUCCAGCGGAUUUUGUCAAACCUCAGGUUUGUUGUCAUUGAUGAAGCCCAUGCAUAUAAAGGUGCAUUUGGAUGCCACACGGCUCUUAUCUUACGCCGACUACGUAGAUUAUGUUGCCAUGUAUAUGGGAGUGAUCCAUCCUUUGUAUUAUGCACAGCCACUUCUGCUAAUCCUCGUGAGCAUGCAAUGGAGCUUACAGGCCUUGGAUCUGUAGAGCUGGUUCAGAAUGAUGGAAGCCCUUCUGGUCCAAAGCUCUUUGUAUUGUGGAACCCUCCACUUCGCUCGAUGAAUGGAUCAUCAAGAUUGCAUGGGCCUAAAUUGCAAACCAGUCUACCAGAAAGUGUAUCUGCAAAUGAAGACAAUAUGGCUAAACGUUCUAGCCCAAUCAUGGAGACUGCUUUAAUAUUUACAGAAAUGGUUCAGCACGGACUCCGAUGCAUUGCUUUUUGCAAGACACGUAAACUUAGUGAACUUGUUCUCUGUUACGCACUUGAAAUUCUUCGGAAGACUGCACCGGAUCUUGUUAAUUAUGUUUGCGCUUAUCGUGCUGGAUAUAUUGCAGAGGAACGGAGAAAAAUAGAGAUGGAUUUCUUUGGUGGGAAGCUUUUGGGGGUUACUGCAACGAAUGCACUUGAACUAGGGAUUGACGUUGGCCAUAUUGAUGCUACGCUACAUCUAGGAUUUCCUGGUAGUGUUGCUAGCUUGUGGCAGCAAGCUGGGCGGUCUGGAAGAAGGGAAAAUGCAUCAUUGUCUAUAUACAUUGCAUUUGAAGGACCUCUGGAUCAGUAUUUCAUGAAAUUUCCGCAGAAACUUUUUGGAAGGUCUAUUGAGAAUUGUCAAAUUGAUGUUCACAACAAGCAGAUUUUAGAGCAACAUAUUACUUGUGCUGCUUUUGAGCAUCCAUUGUCUUUGCAACAUGAUGCCGAAUACUUUGGUUCCAGGCUAGAGGAUACAAUAACAACCCUCAGGACUAAAGGGAACUUAGGUCAUGAAUCAUGCAAUACCUCUGUCAGAACAUGGGUUUAUGUAGGGCGUGAGAAAAUCCCCUCACAUGCAAUUGGCAUCCGUUCAACAGAAAAUGAUAAGUAUCAAGUAAUCGACGAGAAUACAACUGCUGUGAUCGAGGAGAUUGAAGAAAGCAAAGCCUUCUUUCAGGUUUAUGAAGGUGCUGUCUAUAUGCAACAAGGGAAACCUUACCUGGUCACAGUGAUAGAUUUAUCUGCAAAGAUUGCUAUAUGUAGAAAAGUGGAUUUGAAGUACUACACAAAAACCCGUGAUUAUACUGAUAUUCAUGUUUUUGGUGGUGAAUAUGCAUAUCCUGCUAAGAUGACUGGAAUGAACUAUCAGAGAACAACAGCUCGGGUGACUGCAUGUAAAGUAACAACCAAAUGGUUUGGCUUCUAUAAAAUUUGGAGAAGAACUAACAAGAUCUUUGACAAAGUUGAUCUAUUUCUACCAGAAUAUUCUUAUGAAUCUCAGGCUGUUUGGAUUCGUGUUCCUGAACCAACCAAAAUAAAAGUGGAAGCUCAGAAUCUUCCAUUACGCACAGGGCUUCAUGCUGCUUCUCAUGCAAUACUUAAUUUGGUACCUUUGUAUAUAAUGUCAAAUUCUUCAGACUUGGGGACAGAGUGUGCAAAUCCACAUGAAUCUCGUUAUUUUCCAGCAAGACUACUCUUGUAUGACCAGCAACCUGGUGGAGUUGGUAUUUCAGCACAGGUACAACCACUAUUUGGAGACCUUUUAAUUGCUUCAUUGGAACUUAUUAGAUCAUGUAGCUGCUUGGGAGAUAAAGGCUGUCCAAACUGUGUGCAGGUCUGUUUAGGCAUUCUGUACCAUCUUCAAUGUGGAUUUUUUUAUUAUUAUUAUUAUUAUUUUUUGUUUUUGCAAGAGCACCCAGCAUUUAAAAAAUUAUUGCAGAAUUUUUCUUGUCCCGAGUAUAAUGAAGUUCUGAGCAAGACUGCUGCCAUUUUAGUUCUUGAGGGUGUCAUUGAGUCGGAAAAUUUAAAGGCAACAUGAAGUGGAGAAGGAACUGAAACAUCUCCACGACCAUAGUACCAAGUGGCUGCUAGAAUGUGGUUCUCGCGUAACACUUGACACAUUCAAGUGACUGGAGCUGGUGUAAAGACGUCUUGCAAUAUAGAUUACGAGGUGGAGGAGGAUAGUAGAUCAAUAAGCUAUUAGCACCAUCAGAUAGCAAAGAUGUUGUACUCGUCAUUCGCUUUUGCUAGCAGGAAAUGCAAUUAGUUCAUUGAGUAAUUGACAUCUGAGUGUACUUGGGGGAAGAGUAACAAUUUAUUCCACACAAACAUAAUCUUGAACCUCUUUUUCUCGGUUUAGGUACAUGCAUACACGUAUGCAUGUGGCUCGCGGACAUUUGUGGGCUUCCAUUACCGAGUAGUAACUUUACAAAGACUAGCUCACAAGCGUCUCCACAUGGUCGCCAGGGUUUGUUCGAAGAAUUUUUGUUAUGGUUUGGCUAAAAAUUCAGGAUUUUAAUUAUCAUGGCACUGUCUAGGCAUAUAUAUUUAUUACUUCUCACAUACUAAUCAGUUAGAAAAGUUUUUAUGUA
Nymphaea colorata (pocket water lily) is the source of this 4817-nucleotide messenger RNA. RefSeq lists its product as uncharacterized. Lineage: Eukaryota; Viridiplantae; Streptophyta; Magnoliopsida; Nymphaeales; Nymphaeaceae. The record is from RefSeq and is a predicted model, not a curated record. Gene Ontology annotation, molecular function: nucleic acid binding; ATP binding; protein binding. The transcript has 26 exons. Bases 287 to 4264 code for a protein of 1325 amino acids.